AUGAAUAAGUUGUUCGUGAUUUGCAGACAGCAUUCGGCUAAGUCUUCUCAAACCCUCACGACUAAUUGUAGACGAGGCUCGUGUUCGUCGCAUACCACUGCGAAUGUAAAAACUUUGCUCAUCUCCCGUUUCUGGCGAUGA
Molecule: messenger RNA, 141 nt
Organism: Haemonchus placei
Lineage: Eukaryota; Metazoa; Nematoda; Chromadorea; Rhabditida; Trichostrongylidae
Source: the annotation of a GenBank genome assembly